CAUAUUAAAACCCUAAUCUUCAACCUCAAUGCUUUUACUGUGGAGCUAGGGUUCGUGGCCUUCAAAUUGGAUAUAGAACAAAUUUCAUCCGAUUGAACUCACAGCUACUCCGCCAUGGGUCGUAUGCAUAGCAGAGGUAAAGGUAUUUCUGCAUCAGCUCUGCCUUACAAGAGAUCUGCCCCUACCUGGCUCAAAAUCUCGUCUCAAGAUGUUGAGGAGAGUAUUUGCAAAUUCGCGAAGAAAGGAUUGACACCGUCACAAAUCGGUGUGAUUCUUCGUGACUCACAUGGUAUUGCUCAGGUGAAAAGCGUUACCGGCAGCAAAAUCCUUCGCAUUUUGAAGGCUCACGCUCUUGCGCCCGAGAUUCCUGAGGAUCUGUACCAUUUAAUCAAGAAGGCUGUGGCCAUCAGGAAGCAUUUGGAGAGGAACAGGAAGGAUAAGGAUUCAAAGUUCAGGUUGAUUUUGGUUGAGAGCAGGAUUCACCGCUUGGCCCGUUACUACAAGAAGACCAAGAAGCUUCCACCUGUGUGGAAAUAUGAAUCGACCACGGCCAGCACCCUUGUUGCUUAAGCUGAGAAGCCCUGAUGAGAGCAGGGGAGGUGUAGCUAUUUUUAGUCAACAUCGGAAAAACCAUUUUGUAUUUUGGCAAAGCGAAUUGUUGAUUUGGAAUUUUGUUCUUUUUAUUCGACAGAUUUUUUUACUCAUGGUUGGAACUCAA
Messenger RNA from Salvia hispanica, 718 nucleotides. RefSeq names its product small ribosomal subunit protein uS15y. The record is from RefSeq and is a predicted model, not a curated record. Gene Ontology annotation, biological process: translation. Lineage: Eukaryota; Viridiplantae; Streptophyta; Magnoliopsida; Lamiales; Lamiaceae. Gene Ontology annotation, molecular function: small ribosomal subunit rRNA binding; structural constituent of ribosome. Gene Ontology annotation, cellular component: ribosome; nucleolus; cytosolic small ribosomal subunit.